Molecule: messenger RNA, 28333 nt
Organism: Porites evermanni
Lineage: Eukaryota; Metazoa; Cnidaria; Anthozoa; Scleractinia; Poritidae
Source: the annotation of a GenBank genome assembly
GCUUUCAGGUUCAAGCGUUCAAUACCCAUAAUCUACGAUAUCUACACACUUGACCACUUUAUCGAGCUCGUUGAAAAGAUUGAGCGCCACACGAGUACCAGUAGCGAUACUUUGAAGCAGAUCGUAAACUACGUCCGUCAGCUUGGCUACAACAAUGAUUUGUUCAACAUCCUAUGUGGGCGAGCAAACCCUCUCCCCGAUGGUGUGCUAAAUUCAGAAGAGAAACGCGUCCUGACUAAAAUGGUCACCUAUAACUUCGAUAAAAGCUCUAAUAGUGAGGGGGGCGUGGUAUUGACACCUGACGGGGAAACCGUAGCGAUGGGUCACGUGGUCACAGGCAUUUGUGCUGGUUUGGUUCGAGAUCAGAGCAUGUCCCUUAACAAGUGGACCGCUGGAGCUCCGUUACUUGUCGACAACCUGUACGCUGCAACCAUUGCUUACGAUCUUGCUGUAAGCGCAUUAGUCAGUUCGAAUUCUGAUUCUUCCAAUCUGCUUGGGCCGUCUGGAGUCUGGUCUCCUAACAUGAAAUGUCCAGAGGACUACCAGUUAAACCAAGGCCGGAUUUCUAAGGCAACUGACGCACAAAUAUUAGGUGAUAUUGAUGGUUUUCUCUUGGGAUAUGGUAUACCUGCUUGGAAGAGCAAAGGCGUUCGUCUGGGUCAGUUAUUAAGGAUGUAUUAUGGGUCAGGUACGUUUUAAAUGCUAAUUGGCAAUACUGUUUUGAUUCUAGUGUUGAAUAAAUGUGAUUACUAUUCAUAUCAUUGUUAUUACUAGUAUUUUUUUAAUACCGGGAAAUACGACCAUGUGCUUCCACUUUGAAGAUUAAACUGGUUUUGUCGGUUUCUAGCCAUAUGACGGUCAUUAACCUUCUGUUGACAUUGCAAAUAAUUUAACGUGCUUUUACCAAAACGUAAUUACAGAAGAGUUAGAAAACAUGCUUCGGCAGUUGUAAUCCUAAAUCAAAUUUAAGACGUAAUUUUUAGAUUGCGAGGGCUUUGAAAAUUUCUGACUUUAAAUUUAGCUGCUCGAGCCAUGAAUCAACUAUUUAACUGUUGCAACGUGGAAAGCAGUGGUAAAAAAAAAAAGGAAAAAGAAACAUAAUUAUUGGUAGGGCUUCCACGAAUGGCUUUCUACGGUCUUCUACGUAUUAAUUAAGCUAAUAAUUAAAGAUCUGCAAUUUGCCUUUUUAUAUUACAACAUAGGAAUUCUGUAUGAUACGUCAUACGCCAAAUGCCGAAGAAAAGCUAAAUUUAAAGAAUUAGUUGACAUUGAAGACCAGGUACUUCUUGGGCAGAUUGAAGGAUUCGCGAACGCGUACUACAAGAAAUAUACCUCGGAACUCACAAACAUCAAGGAAAACAACAUUUCGAACAUUGCCAGGAAUGUAAAUGACAAGUUUUACUUGUAUUUUGGUAAGAAAUUUUAUCCUAGCCUGCGAAUACAGCCGUCUCUCCUUGCUCCUCACCGCAAGAGACGUUUUGGGCGAAACGUCGCAUAGGGUGAGGAGAGACGGCUGUAUUCUUAGGCGAUAAUUUUUCAUUUAUUUGUUGGUUUUUAAUCUGCUAAAUUGGUCUGACUCAACACUAACUUUUUUCUAUGUGACCUAGUAGACUAAUAGCUCUCCCUUCUUUUUUACUUGCCAAGAUCCUUACGAAAGGGAGAACGACCGAGGAGUCCUCUAGUCGCUUACGCUUGUCUUUGGAAAUUGAAGCUAAAAUUAGACGCUCAAGAUUGGUGUAUUUUUUGGAGCGGGGAGCAGUCAAUAAUUUUCUCCUUUUUAUAAAAAUCUAUCUAGAAGAUUCCUUUCCAUCCAUUUGUGUUUGCCGUAUUUAUACAUUGUUCACAGAACAUGUUGAGAAGAUGAAAUAAUUACUAUAAUGUUUAGCCAAUUUUCUUCGGCGAUAAAUUUUCGACGAAGUAUUUCCAAAUUUUAGGCGUAAAAACUGUGGCUUUUCCGCGAUCAUUACGUUGUUUUGUUAUUUUAAAUGCUAUCAGGGUCAUUAUACUGCUUGACUCUUUCCAUUUUAUUUAUUUAUUUUUUCAGAUAGACAAAUAGGGAAUACAAAUUGUACUGACGAAGAUCAGGAUGGUAAGAGAGAAAAAAAGAAAACACGUUUUUCGAAAUUUGCUAUGUGCGCAUUGCGUCAAAUACACCAUGUUUGAACCCAGAAAUUUCCAUAAGCAUUGUUUUUUAUUUUUCUUGGGAAGAAUGUCAUACUUAAAAGAAAUUGAAAACAAUUGUUAUGCAAAAUCUUGGGGGUGCAAACAAGACCUAUUAUGGGCAAUACCAAAUUGGCGAAUUGGUUGACAUUGAUUUUCGUGGGUGCUUUUUCUUCCUCGGUGGUUUAAAGUUUCAGUUGCUUUUAAACCACUGAGGAAAAGGCAGCACCCUUGAAACGUCUGGUAAUUUUUCCUUGCUUUUCAACGCAUAUUUUGGUAAACGUUGCCAUUCAUUACAUUUCGUAAACAAUUUGGAUGUGAUACUCCGGCUUAAUAGGGCAGCCGGUGAGAUUGACUGGUGUUUCGACAACCCGUACAACUGUGAUCGUUGUCUAAGUGAACAUUUUAUUGUCAGUUGUCGGUAAAUGUCGACCUAAUUUGUUUGUUAAAGCACUGUGCAGUUAUGCUUCAAGCGUGUGGUAGUUCAGGUUUAAUGCUAUUACUGUUAAGUCCUUAAUUAUGCUGACUGGGCUAAAGUCAGUGUUUGUGGUAUACAAAGUUUGUACAACCCUUACAUGACCCGUGAAUUUGAACCAUUCCCUACGUUAAUGUUGCACGUAUUGCAUUGUAACGUUAGAUGUUAUUGGUUUAAGAUUGCGAAAUUCCAGCGAACAUAGUAUUUCUUAUGGAUGAGUCGGGAAGCAUUAAAGUUGGCAACUACCAGAAGGAAAAGAAGUUUGUGAGGUUGGUAAAAAAGUACCCACAUUAUGUGAUUCUGUGAUUAUGAUCUUUGACGUCCCAAGUGACUCAAUUCGUUUAUCUGUGAAGCUUCUUUAUAAUCGCCUUCUCCAGUUUUAAGCUAGAAUAUUGUACAAUUCCUAUUUCUUUCUUCGAUUCCAGCGGGUUGUAAUAUUUCCUCAAAGCUCCCCUUGCGGAAACUGCUUGGGUUAGGCUUUCUAAGAGUUUGGUCACAUUCAUGUUUAUGUUUACGUGGUCAAAAAAUCGGUCACACACGACAGCCAUUUGCCCAUGGGUAAAACGGUUGGUGUAACCGCACCUAAUGUCAUAUAAAUGUUAGUUUAGUUAAUUUUUCUCAGUGGUCAGCUGAGGUAUGCGCUCUGUCUCAGAUUUGUUUUGUUCGGAAUUUACUAGUAUAAUGUAUCUUGUCCUUUGUCUGAAGGGCAUCAUUAUCGGAGGAAAAAAGACACGAUUAAACGGAACUAAAAAUUUUCUUAAUCUAGAAAAAAGUUUGGACAUAACAUAUACAUUGAUCAGCCACCUUUAAGUUGUAAAAUAUUUGUCUUGUGUUUUGUUUUGUUUGUUUGUGUGUUUCAAUUUCGUUUUAGUUCCAGAUUGCAACCUCGACACAAUAAAAGUCAUCAUUACCUUGUCGCUUAGCUCAUUACCUAUAGAAUUAUACACCUUGAAAAGUGGCUUAAAGGGGAACUCCGGGAGAAAAAUGACCUUUUUCUUAAUGAUUUGCCUACAUUUGUUGUUUCAAUUUUUGACUACUAAGUUAAGUGAUUGUUCGUUAGAACGAAGAUAUUUCACCCUAAAGCGGAGUCAAAAAUGCAAAUAGCAUUCCGCCAUCUUGAAAAUUGUUUGCCUGCUCAGAAAUGGGUCAGCGUUUUCAUUUAUGACGUCAGAACGUCAAGCGUAAUCCGAUAUUUACUCGGCUUCCAGUUGUGUACAACAUUUUGCAUCGUCUGCUUUGGGAGUUUUUCUUACCUUUAUCACUCUUAUAAUGUCGAAUUCUGGGUCAGAAUCCGAGUUCUCCGACGAAGAACAAGGAGCUCAAACGUUUUCUAUCCAGCCGUAUCAGUUUGAACCGCGGUAAACACUGAUGUGAGGGAUAUCAACGCUGAAAGUCUUUCAGGCGACGAGUCCAUGGAAGGCAGCGAAGAAUUGAAUCCAAGACUGGAAAAUUCCGACUGGUAUGUGCUGUGCUGUUUGCUUCACUGUAAUUCUUUUACCGAUGUGCGAAAUAAACUGUUGUUUGGCCCAGAUGUCGUGUUCGUAAUUGUUUCUUUUUUGUUUUUUUUCGUUUUGAGAGUCUUGAGUACGUAAACAUUUCAUUAUCGAGCGGCCGACAAAUUGCUUAGUGUUCCUAGUUUUCAAUAUGUCUUGCAAAUUAGGUGCUGUGAACGUGAAAGCUGUUAAAAACCUAGCAUAAAUUCCCUCCUUCCCCCGCAGCUGGACUUUUCAAGUAGAAGGGAAGGAUUUUGAACAAUUUUCUUGGCGCUUCGCUGUCUUUUAUAUAUGUUAACACUGAGCAGGGGUGCAAACAAAAAGAAUUGUAUUUUUGUAAAUGUCGAUCUUCACUGCAUAUAGGUUCUUUAAGUCAACAGGCGGCCGUUGGUCCCGCCUAACCUAUUUCAGGAGAGAAUUUUAUUUACAUGUUUAACUAUCUAAAUUUGCCAGUGUCCUCACUUUCUUUACUAGCUUGUAUAAACAGUUUUCUUCAACUCAAACAAAAUUAAUCUGCUUCAACAUAUUUUAUCUACAUAUCACAAAAAAAAGUUAGUAACAUCUAAAUCUUAUGAAACCUUACAUUGUUUUCUUAAAUCAGCUCUCAAUUGCUGGUGUUUAUCCAGCUUCUUAACCUGUACCUCAUGUUAUAUGUAGAACAAUUCAGUUUUUGUUUCCCAUCUAUGAUUUAGGUGCUCAUGUGAUAAUUGCCAGAUUAUGGGGAGAGCGGAGGCAUGCAUAUGCUGCCAAGAAAUAGAGCAGGUUAAAAAUAAGCUUAAUGAAGCAGUUACUCGUGGUGAAUGUGAGGAAGAGCCAACAUGCAUCACGCAGCAUCCAGGGUUCCAUCCAGUGUGUAUAAAUAGAUGGGUCCUGCAGACUGCACGGUAUCAAUAUAAGCAACAAUACAAAGAAUCUAUUGAUGGUCCUGAAGGCAAACUCUACAGGCACAUAGCAUACAGACAAUUGGCCCGAUGGUACUGGGGAAUCCUGGGCAAGGAAAUUAGGGUUGUGCUUCCUUCAUGUGCUGUAAUGUGUAUUAGGAACUUCUAUCCUCCACCUGGGCCUGAGGAGGAGUUUGUCUUUACAGGGUUUAAAUAUGCAGACGAGUGACAUGACUUAAAACUGACAUCAGGCUGCCAGUGUAAAUGAGAAACUGUAAGCCACUUAUGAUGCAUAAUAUACAGCUAUAAAGAGGAUAUUACAAAUAAUUUGCUUACAUUUUGUGAGCUGAAUUUUUAAGCCUUUAGGUUUUGUAUUCUCAUUUUACACUAUGAUAUGUUGAAAAGUCCUAUACACAUGCAUCCAUGUACAUAUGUGUACAAAGGUUAUGAAAAUGCAAAUCUCCUUGAGAACAUAAAAAACAUGGUGUGAAUUAGGAAAACAAAACAUGCUAGCUAAAAAGGUCUAUUCCUCAUUAUUUGCAGUCAAAAAACCUCAAGUGGUAAACUGUUCUUGUCAUGUGGGUUUCAGUUUUUUACACAUAAUUGGAAUAAAAAGACAUGGUGGUAUUUGAGUUUCUUAUUGUCAAGUUUGGAAAAAAUUUCAGUGUUACUCUGAUUGACUGUUACAAAUAGGAAACCUCCAGGAAAUGUGUCAAAGGCUCACUAUUGUUAAGUCAUCUAUUAAAUCUUGAACGAUGUUGGCGUAUUGCAUCUGAUUUACUAGGUGCUGGUUCUGAGGCAAUGUUACUUGGUAGGUGUGGAUGAAGUGGCUGUGCGGCUGCAUUCCCCUGCUCAACACGACUGAGCACCUCUGAAAGUAGGUCUGACAAGAACUGAUAUGACUUCUUCUCAUUAAUUGGUUUGACAACCCAUCUUUUAUUUGCUUUUGGGAAGCAAAGCUUGUAUCGUGCCUCACCUGCCCGUUCACCUGACUUUCUCACACCUUGAUUAUGGCCAGUGUUAGCAUUGUUGUCUAGAGCCGCUAGCUGGGUCCUAGCUACCAUGCCCUGGUAAGAAUAAUGCUCGCGUUUGGAGGCAUACUUCAGCAUCAUUGAAUGGUACACCUCAAUUUUACCAGUGUGACAGAAGUCAGUUAGUUUAGCCAGAUCUUUAAGAAGCUUUUUAUUCAGUACCACUUCCUCUAAAGCUAUGUGAGCUUGUGAGCCUGGCUUAAGCCAACAAAUUUGCUUAGCUUCAGAGGAAGAGAUACGUCGGUGGCAACACUGAUGGAAGAGCGUGUUGCCUGACCACUUGUGCUUGUUUGCUACAUGAUCUAAAACAGACUUCCACUUUUCACGUAGAAGCUGCACAUUCCCACCGCAGGUUGCCACGCACCACCAAAGGUGAUUGGGAAUGGAUUGUAUCCAUGGGGCCAGUUCCUCACAACCCUUUUGUUUGGCUUUGUUUGUAAGUUUUUUGACCACCCGCUUGGAGAGAUGCCAAACAUCAUACUGGAGGUUGAUUUGUUGGAAGUCCUUCUUCAUGCUGCUGCUGAUGGAAACAUGGCGGUCUGUAGCAAUCCUAUUAAUCAUGAUCCCCUUUUCCUCCAAGUCUUGGAGACAGCGAGAAAAGCCCUCUUUCUCCAUGGCAUUUGAUGAGCUGACUUCUGAGACCUGGACAACAUUGAAUGCAACCACAUCUCCAGAGUCCUCAUCCAUUAAAGUGUAGGUGCCAUAUUUGGCACUGUGGCCAGGGCUGUCACACCUGCCAUCACCAUCGAGAUUUACAACUUCCUUGGAAGUCAGUCUGUCUACCUGCCGUUGACUCUCUGCUUCCCAUGCCUCAUUCACCACAGGGAACAGGUAUUUACGCUCGGUGUCAUAAAAGACACUUUCGCUGAAAAAUUGCAGGUUAAAACAUGAUGCCAGACGACUUAUGGCAGCAAAGUUAUUACCUGUAAAAAGAAUGGAUGCUGCCAGUAAUAAAUUUUUUAGAGGUUUCCUUUUUACCACAGGUUGUGACUCCCAUGUCAUUUUACACCCACUCUGGCACUCGAGCUCUACAGAUAACAUGCUCCCAACAGUUUUUCUCUUCUGUUCAAUGACAACAUCACCGCAUGCCUGGUAUCUUUUAAAUAAAUUAUUUAGAUUUGAAUUAAAGACUACAAAUUUUUUUUCAUUGCCGGGAUUUUCAGGGUACUCAAUUUCUGAUUCUUCUUCAUCAUCAUCAUCAUCGUCAUCUUCAUCAGCAUCGCCAUAGUGUUUUCCUUUAGGGGGAAUUUCCAGUGGGGAUCUAGGUCCUCAUCAUCAACUUCAUCAUCUGUGUCACUGACAUGACCAUCAACGUUGUCAUCAUCAUUUUCCAGCCUUGGGUCUUCUUUGUGCAAUCGAGUGAAAGGGGUGGUGCUAAAAAAGUUAUCAUCAUAAGGAGGAAACACUGAACUGGGACAUGCUGGCAAAGAAUAAGUGUGAUCGUUCAAAACCUUCCAUUGUACAGCAUCUACAUAUGGUGGGACAUACAUGUAGGGCUCGUUUUGUAUAGGGGUGGGGGUAACAUUAGCUUUUCCCUUUUUUUGUUUGGAAUCCUCAGUUUGAACUGCUACACUUCUUAAGGUAACAGGCUGACAGCAACACUGAAUGCCAAUGUCAUGCACUCUUGGUUCUGAGGAGCCUGUUUCUUCAUUAUUAUCAAACUGGUGUUGAUCUGAAGAGUCUUCCAAGACAUCCUCUGAAGAAGAGCUUGACUCAUCGUCACAGUCUGGGAAGUCAGCAGCUAAAAGUUCUGCCACAGCCUGAUGGGAUAAAGGUCAAUACUUAACAGUAUUUUCUACAAAUAUUUUUGGAAUGUUCAAUUGUCUGUUUUUAUCGUCAUGUCGAAAUAAUGAAAGUGAAAUUACAGACUCGACAUACAAAACUGAGGGCGAGGGUGAAUUGAAGGACCUAACUUGAGGUAAGCACUAGGGAAAAUGAGAGAAAAAAACAGUUCUUAUUAACAUCUGUAACAGGCGGCGAUUUUUAGUACACGUUGUAUCUGCUACGUGGCACAGUCGACUGGAUAAAAGUCUCUUGAUGUGAGGUGACAUUAAAUUUCCCAUAAGGUCAUACAAGUUUUGAAUUUUUUUACAAGCUUAGCUUUAGCAGCUUGAUAGGAUUGGAGUCCUAAAAUUUAAACCUAUUUCACUCUGGUUUAGGUGUACAAACUCUCUUUUUACUUGCAAAUGCCGUUGAAUUAAUUCUGCCUUAUAGUGUUUUAUACCGAACUUGUCAGUUUCUCACUGAGUUCUGGAUAUGCUAGAGGAAAAACAGGAGCGUGAACUCUCAGAGGUCAUCUAAUUCGAACUGGACUGCAAUCUCGUAGCGUCCGCCAAGCAGGCAAAUCGAACAAGACAAGAUUUUUGCAAAAUAAAACAGGAUGAUAAAAAUUUGCAUGAGUGACAGUACUAACCUGUUUAUGGUUUUGUUUCUGAAGGCGACUUUCAGAUGACAAUCGCGCUUUUUUGGGUUCCGGACCAUAUUUAAACAGAGACGGUAUAGCGUCAUCCCUUAAAUGUUUUCGAACCUUUUCGCCCAUUAGUUGUGGACGGAAAUCGAUCUCAAAACAGCUGGGCAAGAAGUGUUCGCUGCAAACAUAGCUGUUUUCCAGGGGUGGCAUAUCUACACGCCUUACUCGGUCGAGCCAUGCCUUCGUUCUAUGGUCUUGCGGGAACUUGUGGUAACUUACGGCUUCUCCCGUCUUUUCUGAGUAAUUGUGGCUGUCAGGCACAACGCAGCUGACCAUUUUCUCCUUUGCUUAAUACAAACGGUCAAAAAGGUUGAACUGGAAGCCACGGACACAAUGCAAAGGGACGAAAUAGAAAGACGUUCCGCCCUCUUUGUUCUAAUUUACGAAUCUCCCGCGAACCCUUCACCAACCAACCGCGAACCAUUGACGUUCUUACGUCACAACGCACUGCUGACCAUUGUAACGCGGCUCGUAUUCUUCCCAAGAUGGCGGAAUACUAGGACGGCUUUUCGGCCAGCUUUAGCGGUAGGAGUACGGUAAGAAAGUUUAUUAAAAACUGAAAGUUUAGAUAUAGGACUACUAUUGUAAAUAAGUUCGUUUUUAUCCCGGAGUUCCCCUUUAAAGUCAAUAAUCACAGCAGUGCACAUCAACUCUUUCGUUAACGCCUUUAACUUUUGUUACCCAGGAAUAUCAUUGACGCGUUUGAUAUUUCUCCAGUCCAAUCUCGCGUGGCAAUUAUCGAGUACUCUACCAGUCCUACACUUGCCGUGGCGCUCGAUAAUUAUGGCUCAAAAACCAGGUUAAUGUGUGCAGUGGAUAGACUCCAAUAUAAUGGUAAGUAUCAACUUUCCACGGUUCAAGUGAUCGUUUACCAUUUACAAAAACUUUCUGGAAAAUCCGGUUGGAAAGUUCCAGCGGAAAAUUUCCAGGAACAAAGGGAAAUCUGAAAAGGUACGGUAGUCCGUUUUUUCCUAGCCUGUGAAUGCAGCCUUUUCUCCUUGCUACUCGCCGCUAAGGACGUUUCGCCAAGAGGAACGUCUGCGACUCAGCGACAGAAAUUCCAUACUGAUGACGUAAAAUCUGUCCGGAACCUGGUCAGGAUCCCCGAUUGGUAGACGUGGUAGCUAUAUUGUUUUACCUUAUGUCUAAGAUAGAACGACAGACAAAAGACGUAAGACCACAAAGGUCAAAUGUAAGCGUGAUGAAUCAACUACAAAACAGCCAAUAUUCCCAGAAUAUUUUGUUCUUUGGAAAAACCAUCUGAGUUUUUCUAGAGCUCGUUCGCAAAAGAUCACAAAACUUUACCAUAAUCGACCAAGAGAAGCAUAAAAUCAAACAAAUUUACAUUUGAAACCCCAUGCGACAGGAUUUUUUGUGUAAACACUGAUUUAUGUCAUCAGUAUGGAAUUUCUGUCGCUACGUCGUUGACGUUCCUCGUGGCGAAACGUCCCUGGCGGCGAGGAGCUAUGAGAAAAAACGGACUACCGUACCUUUUCAGCUUUUCCUUUGUUCCUGGAAAUUUGUGUUCUGUUUCAUCAAAGCCAUCUUUGAUAACAGUUUCAGGCAUUCGCAGUCGUUUUUUUAGUAAACGGAACUGAUUUGCGGGACGAAAUUCACCAGUCGUCAAUUUUGUUUACCAUUUGCCCAAACCGAAUCGAUUUAUUAAGCUUGUGCAUGGAUCUUCUGUUCCCCGUUUUUUAUACCAAAGAUAGCACUACCCCUUCUCCCUUGAGUACUAUUUUUGCAGUUGUAGGAUAUAUGUGUACAGUUAUAGGAUUAAUAUAGUUGCUGGAUUGGUUUUUCUUUCCAUUUUUUUGUUUAUUCAGUGUUUCGUUUAGAAUAAUAAGAAAACCUCCCUACAGUUUCCAGCGUUUUGAAAGAUAAUUUGAAACACUUUUUCCUUUAUGCAAGCUGUUUCGUUGAAUAAUAAGCCUGGCAUUGAUUGGAAGCAGGUAUUGUGCACUCUAUCGAACGUAUUAUAGAACGUAUCAUGAUUGAUUCUCCUCAACAAAGUGUAGUUAACAACUCAUUUUUGAGGUAUAGGAUUUCACGAGUAGGCCUUUACGGUCAAAGAUACAAGGUAAUGGGUGUUAAAGAUUGUCUCAAGGCUUGUUACAGUGAACUUUCUUUUUAUCCUAGGGGGUAAAACGUACACUGGAAAGGCUCUAGAAGUUGCUCAUCACAAUGUGCUGAGACCUGCCAUUGAUAAUCCAGUCAGCGAAAAGGAAACGGUUCAGGUAAUCAACGGGAGCAAUCUGGCCGUAGCCUAGCUACUAUUCUGCAAUAGAAAUAACGUUUCCCCAGCAAAAGAGCUACGCCACUGCCAUUUUGACUUGCCAACUUUUUGACAAAUCGUUUUCCAAGUUGUACAUGUUAUUUUGGAAUGCAGAUGAUUUUCUUGAAAGGUGCUAAUUUUCAACACAAACGCAAACUUCAGCACACUGGCAAAUAAAAUGCACGCUCACAAAAAAGUAGUUUUCGGCAGUAUGAACCCUGCAACACCCAAAAGUGAUUGUCAUCUAACUUCUCAACAUCGAUUCGUCAAUCGGCAGACACGUGACGAGACAAGGCAAAUGCAUCAGCUAGAGGAUUUCAUCUUCAUAUUCCCCAAAUUCCCUUAACUAGUGUCCGAGGUAAUGUAAAGACGCUGGAAAGGAGAAUUUUUUAUCAGAUCUCGUGAUUUAAGGGUUAAGUUGUAGAGUACACUUUUACCUUUCAUUUACACAAUUGAUCACGGUAGCGGAUCCACGGUAUUGUCUUUUUUCAAAGAAUUUACUUGAAGUUUCCGUGACCACACUCAACAGCAAAAGGAACUUAGGCCUGUUUCAAGCGUCGUGCUACUGCCGUACCGAACUCAAUUGAUCGAAUUUAGCACGGCAGUGGCGCGACGUUUGAAACCAAGUCGUGGCAAGCCUUUCCGUACUACACGGCAGUAGCUCGACUUGGUUUUAAACGCCGUGCUACCGCCGUGCCGAACUCAAUUCAUAAAUUGUAAAUACUUUAGAAUACCUUUAAAACUUUGCUUAACCGUUUCCUUAUUUUUGUGUUUUGUUUUCGGCAACAGCCGUUCUAUUCGACUGAAUUAAUUCCACGUCUGAAACCAUGUCGUCCCAGUGUCGUUCUGCAGUCGAGCUUCAGUCGAGCCAGCUUAGCACUGAAGUAGCACGUUUGAAACAGGCCUUAGACAGCGCAGAUUCUCUUCUUAUUAUUAAUCAUCAGCGUGUUUUUUUGCUUUCAACGAUUUUUGUCUUGCUGUUGCUACUUCUACUUUUAGAUCGUCAUUUUACUCACCGAUGGAAAAUCAAACGACCGUGACGAAACGGCUUUGGAUCGUGCCGUAAAAAAUUUGAAAAAUAAUAUACCAGGUAACUUUUCAACAUUGCUUUCAUGUUUGCUUCUUUCCUGCCGUGUCCUAUCACUUAAAGAGUAUUAUCUGAUGCUGGUUAGAUCUGGCCUCAUUCAUGAGGUUCUGGCUUGGGCUCGCCAUUCCGGAGUCACGUAAUUCUCCCGUGCGUGACUCUGGCCUGAGCGGCGGCGAAGGAGACUACCCUGUUCGCAGUCUUCAGAGAAGGGCAAUUAAGUUUUUUUUUUUGGCCCAAAUUGUAUGGAAGGGACCUAACUCUUUCACCACAAAAGGGUUAGUUUAGCCUUCCAGCUGCUUGCUUCCACCACAGUUAAUACGGGAGACUGGUCAUGAAAGCCGGCAAACAUCAAGGUUGAAAACAACGGUUCUGUAGUUUAUGUUGGAAGCUUCCUGUCCGCGCACAAUCCUUUGUAUUUGCGUCAUAAAUUGUGAAUGAAUAAAUUAAUGCCAUGUUUCUAUUUGUCAGUGAGUUUAAAAUGGUAGGAAUGCUAUUGAACGUUGUGCACGGUAAGGUCCGAAAAAGCGAACAAAUACAUAUAACAAAGGAGUCUAACGGGUUUCAUAACAAUUCCACUUUAAUCACUGUGCUUCCGCUAACACACUAACAGAUAAAUCAGGUUUCUUUUAGAGUCGUAUACAGUGAAAUGAUCUCCGCUCCAUGAUUGUUGAAUUCCUGAUCAAAUGUAACAUUUUAUAUAGAUUUAACCAAGGCUAAAAACGAAGCUCUCGUGGGGAAUUUUUUACAUAAAUUUCUUUCUGUAGUGAUUCAACUUUCGCCAUAGCCCAUAAGCAAGAAGAAACUGAAUUCCUUCCGAAAAAAUGGCCCUGAGAUUGUGAUCAAUUAAAAACCAAUAACAGGUCAGCGGAAAACCUUAAAAAACGUUAACUCAAUUAGUUGUACACCUAAGCCUGUAACACUGGACAGCGGUUAUCCUAUUUUGACAGCUGUCAAUUGACCAUAAAAAGAAUGUCCUAUAUCAAGUUAAUCACAUUGCAUUUGACUUGCAGUCCAAAUUAAAAAGUGACAUUUCACAUUCGCUGACGUGAAGGACGUGUAGAAUAAUUAGAUAACCAAAUGUUAUUACCCAUGGUGCUCCGUUAAAAUAUCGUAACAUACCAAACCAUACCAUACCAUAUUUACAUACCAUACAGGCUUCUACUCAAUUUUGUGGGGAGCCGAAAGAUCUCUUCUUAGUACAAAAAUACUGUGCUUGGCCAUAAUCUGACAUGUUUCAUUUUAGACCUUACAAUAAUUGCUGUGGGGGUUGGUACGUACAAUCUUAAAGAGUUGAAGUUCAUUGCGACCGACGGAAAAAGACACGUCUUUACUGCCAAGAACUUUGAUAAGCUCCUCAAAUUGGUUAAGGCACUAAGGAAGAAAGCCUGCAGUGGUAAGUGUGCCAUUUUAUACAGACUGCUCUCGCUUUGCGGACACCUCGAUAAAACGGACAGCAGCUAAUUCCCCGCGAAAACAAAUUACAGACGUUUGACUGAAAUGAACUCCCGCUAUUACGGACUUUCGCUAAUAAGGACACUGACUGGAGAUCCCUACAGUGUCCACAAUAAAGGGAGUUGACUGUAGUAACAAGUUUUAAGAGACAUUACGAUCUUUCGGAAAAGAACGAAUCGGAUUGUCGAAGUAAUUAGAAAGCCUAAUCUCUCAGUUACCGAUCGGACGCCGCAUGAUUUCAAGCUUUGGGAGGAACUGAGGACAAAAUAUUUAUCUAAACAUCAAUGAAAUUCCAGGUGGGUUUUCGCACGAAAAAUGAUAACUUGACACGUGAAAAUAAUAUGGCAUCUUAACACGUCAAAAUAACAAGUUAUCUUUCUCACGUGAAAAGAUCACCGUUGCUGUGAUUUGGAAUUUCAUUGGUAUUUACACAAUUUUGAGAUACGAUAUUUCUCUUUCUCUUUCUCUCUCUCGCGCGAACGAUUUUAAGAUAAUUUUUCAACACAAACAAAUUGACACAGCAUGUUUCUAAAGAGUUUCCAAGUUUCAGACGAGGAGAUGAGUAAAUAAAGUAAACUUGUCGAGUUUUUCAACUCAAAACAUUUUUCAAAAUCGUGUUUGCGUCAUUACCGCGCGCACAGCAAAACAUCUUACGUCACAACCAUGUUUACAUACUCUCAUGUGAACACGCCUCGCGGCCAAUCAAAGUGCGCGUACUAUCUUAGUUAUUUUUAUAAUAGUAGUUUAGCGGACUAUACGAAAUGUUUGUCACAUGGGAAACUAUUUUAGGUCGUCAGCUCGUUUAUUUUAUUUUAUGUUUAUCGCUUUGGAAUGUAUAUUUACUUUCAGGUCUGUUGUCCUUCGUUGGACGAAGCGGGGAACUUCGAACAUUUUGGCCUUCGUAGAAUGGGUUUUUUAGGGCUUGAAACAGUCCCUACUCAGAUUUCCUGCCCAGUGUUUUUUACCAUAUUGGGUUUUCUCUGACAGGAUUUUUCUCGUUCCUGUUCUGCAAGUUGUUUUUCUGCCAUAAACGUCCGCGCAACUCUGUUCUGCCAGAUACUUAUCCGUAAUUUGAGCGUGGUUUUUAACUUAUUGUACGGUUCCCGGUGCACGGCCAAAACUGCCAAAAAAUGUUCCUUUUUUCAUCUUGUACUACUUAGUGGAGUUGAAAUUUGGAGUGUCAUAUAACGUUUUGACCUUUUUAUUUUCAGCACCAGUGUACAUGGGUCUUAAUUUCACCAACACAGGUGACACCACAGAAGUCGUGGCUUUUGUUUCUCCUAACAAGGCUCGAUUCUUCACUCUAUCGGCAGAGCACUUCUUUGGAGUUGAGAAUAUAUAUAUCGAUGUAAGAGGUCUUCCUUUUUCCUUUUUCCGAUCCAAUUUUGUAUCAUACAAGCUAGAAAUAAUGUUAUAUUUUUCCAAAGUUCGAAACAUUUUGAACCUACUUGAUCCAAGUGUGUCCAGUACUGGGAUUUCAAGGCUGUUUAACUUUAAAUCUGUUAUUAGAUAAUUCCACAAUACGGAACAGUGUCUGUGUAUGCGUCAAGAAUAACUGAUGUGCCAGGACCUGAUAACUAUACUCAAAAAGUUGGACCCGCAGGUAAGCUUACAGGCCAAGAGUAAAUGAAUUCCUAUUUCUUAUAACUUAAACACUAGUCUCUGUUUUUUGUUUUUGUUUUAUCAGAACGCUUUAAAACUUUCAAAUUCAUGACUUUUUUAAAGAUCGAGCAACUAGCAGAACUGAAAAACGUAUGACAAAAUCACCUGGUUACGAUCAAGGGUUGUAGCCAAAGUCGCACCUAUCCUUGAACCUAAAGCGUCAUAAUCGAUCUGAGUUUUACCUCUGUUCAGGUUAUUAACAAAUAUUAAUCUAUAGAGGUAAACAUUUAUUAAAAUAAUGCAUAAUAGAGUUAAAUUGUGUAGUAAACAGACGUUGGGACAAAACUACUGCUACACUGGCUUCUAUUCUGUGCGAUUCAUUGAGUGGAAGCUAACGCUUUGAGAGACAUUAGUGAAAAUUUGAAUUGAUUGCAUGAUGAUCUCAAGCUAUUGAUAGACGAAGUUGAUGAUUUUUUCAUUGAGAGAAAUUACUCGGUUUAAAUAACUUUCAUUAAAGUAGAGGGAUUUCACAGGAGAUUCAAACUUUAGAACCACACAUGGUACUUUGUACCACCGAAUAUCCUGUUUAUGUUGUAGUUAAGACUGUUUUUCUGUUGCCUUUUUAAAGGAGAAGGAGAUGACCUACAGAUUGAGUUUACAGACCUUUGUGCUGGUAAUCAUUUAAAGUAGUUCUUUAUAAAGUGUUUAAGAGUAGGAAAGUGUUGAUCCUCAUCCCCGAGACUUGAACUAUGAUCCUCUGUAUGGGUAUCUCCGACAAAAUCAAAGUAGCAACGGUAGCCAUUAAUGAAGCGAUGAUUUUAAAGGUUAAGGAGACGAUUGCGAUUGCCAUUCCAAUCAAGUCUGACAACUUUAACUUAACCUGCCAAAAAGUAUGUUUCCUUGGUCGUUGUUUGCACUUAGCUCGGUAGUAGCGUUACCACGCAGAACAAUUCUUGAUAUGCGACGAUUUCGCAUGAAAAACCAACGAUUUGAUAGAAAACGCGAGACGAAAUCGACGUCCGCGAUUACCCAAACACUCUAUCAAUGUCAAACUUGCAUUCAGCGCCUACCAUUGUAGAUAGUAAACUGCAAGGAAUCUCUCUAGUCUAAUAGUUCUAAACGAGAACAAAGCUCGGUUAACACCAGACGAGAUUUUUCCGCAUUCGUAAAUUUUUCCGGAUUUAUUCCAUUUAGGAUGAUACUAAUUAACGAUUAUUCGAAGAGGUUUGGCAAAAUAUCGUAGUUGUCAGUGGCGACCAGAUCUGCUCGCCACUGACAAAUCACGAUAUUUUGCGAUAACCAACUUUUAUCAUUGUUUUAUCAUUCGAUCAUCAAGUUUGUUUUUGAGCUAUUUUGAAAAAAUAGCUCAUAUGUCAGUGUUGAGAGCGUAUGUAUCUUUGUGGCUUUGUAUCUUCGGAUGUUUUUUGCAGGAGCCAAUAAGGUUGAAGGUACUAUGAGUUGAUGCUUAGGAACCAAUGAGAUCUUGGCAUCUGUUAAACAUGGCAUUGCUAAGGUCAAACAAGGGCACUUUGAGACCGCCAUCUUGAUUCUUCACAAUUUUUUCGUCUUUUAUUACGGCUACCGGUGUUUAAAAGCAUUACAUCAAAUAUCUUCAUGAUUCAAACGCUGUGUACGCUGAUACAGCUGUUUAAGGUCCAGUUCGGACCCCGAUCUCUUCAUGAGCCGAACCUGAUUCGAAUUAAAGCCGACCCAAAUUAUUUAGAUCGGCUGAAUUGAUUCAGAAGCCGAUCUUAAUUACAGCUGAAUUAAGUUCAAAAGGCAUAAUAAUUUAUACAUUAGGUUCGGUACAUGAAAAGUUUGGCGUCUGAAUAAAGCCGUUCCAGAGUCGCCCGAAAGGCGAAAUUCUCGGCCAGACUAGUCGAAAAGAACGGCUGAGCCGUUCCAAAUUGAAACAGGCGUUACCAACUGAUUCAGACGCCGAACUUUUUAUGUACAUAAUUCAGUGUAUUAGGUUUGGCUCAUGAAAAGUUCGGCGCCUUAAUAUUUUAGUGUAGAUGCUGCUUUAAGACAUUUCUGACCUAACUCGGCUAUCGCAAACGGUACAACGCACGUAUUUAUGAGAAUAAUUGAUAGCGGAGAAGUGCGAAGCGAAGCGCGCGCGUGGGCGGAGCCCCAUAGCUAAGGAAAUCUACCCAUCUCAGAAGAUUUGGUAAUCACGUGACCGUACACCGACCGACCGACCGACCGUCCGUCCGUCCGCACCACAGGAAAACCAAUGUUUACUUUCACACUUUUUAACUGCUUUGGGAGCCGAGGGUAAACUGAUUGCACAUCAAUGUGGUGAUCAAUCAUGGAUAUUGUUAUAUUCCUAGACUUUCACUCAACUAAACAGGGACUGCCAUUGGUUGAUUCUUGGUCACGUGUCCUUAACUAAAAUCAAAUGUAUCCCGAUCGUGAUACAUUAAGCAAUGUUCCCCCGCUCGGGAUACAUUACAGCAGGUGAUCAAAUUAUGGUGGAAAGUGGCGUCACAGAAGAAGGGAAAAACACUGCCAGUUUUCUUUUUCGUGAAUGAACACAACAACACUAACACGAAGCCUCAAGCUAAAAAAGCAACGAUUUUAAAAGUUAUACCAGAAGAGAAACAGCAGCUAGUGGAGAAAAAUCAUGCAGAUAAUAUAAGGAAAGUACUUUGUAAAUCAUUCAUUCAGUAGUUUUUAGAAUUAAAUUGGUGUUUUUAUAAGUACCCAGUCGACUGUUUUAGUUCGCUCCGGUUAUCUUUUGUCGCUGUUGAAAUGAAAGUCUAGAAAUACAACAAUAAGUGUAUAAUAUCCAUGGAUCAAUCGACAACCGUCAAAACAAGGUAUCCGCUGACCAGUAUCACCUGACCGUAUCGCGGGCUCAAGUGUCGACCCAUCGAGGUCGAGUACUUUUUUGAAGUUAUCCGCUGACAAGUUUCUAGUUUUCAAAUGAUCGCAGGCUCAAGUUCACUUUUAUUUUUUAAUUCAUAUGAAAUAUGUUGUGUUUAUGUCUCUAUCGCCUCGCACUAUUAAGAGUUUGACUUCAAAUUCAGCUAGUUAAUUAGAAAUACUGGCGGGGAAGACCUUUUCUUACCAAUGUCACGCGUUGGUCACGCUCUACGUCCAAUUUUUAUGCUCUUAUUGGUCAAAAUUUAACAGGUCAGUUCAUGCGGAAAAUGUAUGCAGCAUCUUGAAACUUGUUUAUUUUGACAGCUGAAGCUGAGAGUUUUGUGUCAACUUGUGAUGUUUUUAACCGUCUUUCUCCACUGGAUGUACAAAAUGAAAUACAGCUGCUUUCAAGAGUCUUCUGUUAUUCAUGGCUAGUUUGUUUAGUGUUUUUUUGGUUGAGAGAUGCGUCUCUUGUCAGAGUCGAAAAUCCGAUUUUGGAUGGCAUCGUUUUCGUUUUUCACCUUGCUUGAUGCGUAAGAGGGUUCAAAAGUCUCAAGCGAUUCUGACCGUACUUCAUAGCUUUCAGGAGCUGCAUCUCGAAUGGAAAGCCUGAGUAAUUAUUAUAUUUGAUGUUUGUUUUUUUUAUAUCUAAUUUCAUGAAGUCGAGCACAGUUUAUGCGGUUUAUGCACAGUUUAUGCACGUUUGCAAGAUUUAGGACAAUGAUCUAACCUAGUAUCAAGUUUGAUAUAAGCUUACAGAACUUUAAAAAGCCUUUAGAUAUAUUUUCUAGAAAGAAAACGUUCUGAAGAAUAUUUAGUUAUAAAUUUGGCUGUAGAAAGAAAACUUUGAGCGAUUUUCUUUCAUAUGAAAUAUGUUGUCUUUAUAUCACUAUGACCCGCACUAUUAAGAUUUUGAUUUCAAACCGACCUCGGACGCUAAAAAUUUAAGCGAGUUUUUUAAAAAUACAGGCGGGGAAGACCUUUUCUUACCAUGGUCACGCGCUUGUCACGCUCUACGUCCAAUUUUUGUGCUCUGAUUGGUCAAAAUUUGACAGGCGAGUUCAUGCAGAAAAUUUAUGCAGCAUCUUGAAACUUGUUUACUUUGACAGCUGAAGCUGAGAGUUUUGCGUCAACUUGUGAUGUUUUUAACCGUCUUUUUCCACUGGAUGUACAAAAUGAAAUACAGCUGCUAUCAAGAGUCUUCUGUUAUUCAUGGCUGGUUUGUUUAUUGGGUUUUUGGUUGAGAAAUGCGUCGCUUGUCCAAAUUCGGUAAUCCGAUUUCGGAUGGCAUCGUUUUCGUUUUUCACCUUGCUUAAUGCGUUAGAGGGUUUAAAAGUCUCAAGCAACUGUGGCCGUCCUUGAUAGCUUUCAGGAACUGAAUCUCAAAUGGUAAGCCUGAGUAAUUAUUGUAUUUGAUGUUUGUUUUUUUAUAUCUAAUUUCAUGAAGUCGAUCACAGUUUAUGCGGCAAGUUUAUGCACGUUUGUAAGAUUUUUGUCAAUGACCUGAUCUAGUAUCAGGUUUGAUAUAAGCUUACAGAGCUUUAAAAGGCCUUCAGAUAUAUUUUCUCACCUCAAAUAGAGAGAAAACGUUCCGAAGAAUAUUUAGUUAUAAAUUUGGCUGUAGAAAGAAACCUUUGAGGGAUAUUCUUUUUCGAGGAGAAGAGUUCGUCUUUGAAAAAAGCAAACACCGGGAGGCCGGCUUAAGGUGGCUGAGCACGGUUUUGGCAGUUUGUGAGUAUAUGUCAUUUGCCAAAUCAAUGCGUGAGAAAGGUUGCAGUUCACAAGCUGAAAUUUGGGAACUAAAGAACAUACUGAUGAAAGAUUUCGAUUGACAGGUAAAAUUUGACGUUUUUGUAGUUUCCAUGGCAACAUGAACGAUUGGCUACAACCUUAAAAUUUCACUUUUGCUCAGUCUACAUAAAAUUCGCUCAUUAGAUUUUUCCUAUAAAUUUGCACACAGCUUACUAUGUUUAAUCAUUACCAUUUGAAACUUAUUUGACCAAAUUUUAACAGACGGGUUUUCAGAUAAUCAAAAAUAUAAUUGCAGUGUAAUUAUUAAAUGUGUCACAAAAUUCAUCUGUUCAACUUCCAUUUUAAAGUUCUCAUAAUUUACAAUACGAUAAAAGUAAAAGUUCUGCCAAAUAUCACAAAAUUUUGAUGAGUAGAUUUUGAGAAAUCGUCUUCUGUGUACCAUUGCUUUUUUUCUGUGUACCAUUGCUUUUUCUUUAAGUGCCUUGAAAGUGUGUGAUUGUGUGGUUGAACUGCGGUUUCGCCAAAAUACUCUGUGCCAGCCAUCAGUAUUGUUUCGUCGGUGUUUAGCUUAGCUAAUUGUACCUUGGAAGGAACUCCCGAGUCAGGAAAAUUGGAUCUACGUCUAGUUUCAGCGGGCUCUAAUGGCAUUGCACCAUAGGCCGGUUUUUGCACUGCGGAUAAGAAGGUGAUAAUUUGUGCACUGUUUCAUUCAGUUUGUUGUCUAUUCCAUGCGGAAUCCUGUUGUUUAUCGGAUCGCGAAAAAAGCACUGUUUUGCUAACUAUUUAAGUUGUUAUGUAAGCCUUAACCAGGCACUCUUUCGUUGCAGUACAAAAAGAAUUUCUAGAAAUUUCUAGACUGAAAUGACACCGGUUUGAAACUUCGCGAAGUCAGUUUACUGAAUAGAUGUUCUAAAAUUUGGGUGAUUUUAAAUUUGGACUCGUUGGAAUGCUUCUAGGGACCAUUAACUUACUGCCCGUUGUCCAAUAAAGGCUCUUAAUCGGCCUUUGAAUGAGUUUUGUUGUUUUAAAUUGUCAAGUAGUAGAUUGAGUUGAUAUUUUUGCUAACCCGGUUUUCAAAAAUCGAGGUAUAUUUGUAAAGUAAACCUGUGGAACGCAAAAAAAUUCGGCCUGCUUUCUUUUCCAAGAAUUUGUUUUCGAGGCCUAAUCUACUGUGAUCAAGAGCCAUUAUGGCUCUUGAAUGUGAUCGAAGAUGUUUUUGAUUUAUUGGGUGUACAUAUAAGGCUAUCAACUCGAUGUAAGAUGUUUCACUUGAAAAUAACUUAGCCUUUCUCUCAAAAGUCACAUAAAUGUGCCCUUAAGUUAACUGAUUUGUGGAUUACAAGUUCAUUGUUUGAUUUAAAUUAUAAAUUUAUUAAUAGGAGCUUCGCUUUUACCCCUGGCUAAAUCUAUAUAUUAGUAACUUGAGCGUAUGAAGAUAUCUUUAGUUUUUCGAAGUUAAGCAAAGACUCUUUUCUUUUAACAAGCAAUAACUUAUAACACCUUCAUUAAAGUAGAAUCGCACGUGACAACCUCGUAAAUAGUGAUGAUGCAACCAUCUAAAACCUUGAAGAAACCUUGAAACCUUCGAUUCUUCUCUCUAAGCAACUUUUGGUGAGUUGAUACUCAUAGUACUUUAACAAUUUGUCUAUUUUGCACCAGAUGUGAGAAGGAAAGAAAAAGAAAAGUGAAUCUAUAGUAUGAGGAUCGAAUCAGCUAUGUGCAGCGGUUCUCGUUUUCAUUAACGUACAGCAAUACCCAAUUUCGCACAAAACACAGCCUUAAUUAGGAUUAAAACAGUAGAUUGCCGAUACUGUUACAGUGAAGCAUUCAAAAUAGCUCAUGCACGUAAAACGUGCCUAUGUUUUAAUGAAUAUCUUCUGGAAGCGAAGCGAUCUGCCACUUUUCACGCAAGAGCGAUCGCAAGAAGGAGAAAAGCCUGGUUGCGUUUGUGCAUGAGCAGAAUAUUAUUUCCAGCCAUGACCAGACCAUUAUUUGUAGGCAGUUAUUUGCAGGUCAGGUGGUGGGCUUUUCGGCCAAUGAAAAGGAAAAUUUGUAUCGAAUGAUGAAACGUAUUCAAUUUCCCAACCUGUAAAAAUAAGUCGAUAAAUCCGAGAACAUUCAUUCGGGAAGGGUUACCAAGCAGUUUUGUUUUACCGCUAAUUCAAAUGAUCGCAGGCCGAAAAGAGUAACUGUAUUCGUUGGUAAUUUUUUUAAACUUCAGAACAUAUGCAGAUUGAACUUUAAUCAGAUACAAAGUAUUCCCGAUUCAAAACCUCCGAUACGCGACUAGACCGGUACGAUUUCCUCUGUGUGCUAUCCGCGUUUUGCCCUGACAAUUCAAGUAUGUGCGUGUAAACUGAGAAACGAAUCCGGUACCAAAAUGAGCUGGAUUCGUUAUACCAAAUCGGGAAAAUCAACUCUGGCGUAAACCUAAGAUUCAAGCGGAUUUCUAGAUGUAUCCAACGCGUAUAUUUGAUUUCGGGUUAAGGUAAACGCUUUUCAAACUGGGAAAAGUAGUGUCCAGGUCAGCGCAGUCCCAUAGUUGACUGUGUCCCUUUAAUACAAAGAGAUGUACCAAAACCUUUCAGGCUCAUUCACUUCAUGAUAGCCUAGUGUUUCAUUCGAUCCUCGAUCUUUAACAAAAACCUCUUUUUGAGCAAACUUUAACUCAUCCUUUAACAUUAUUUUAUCAUAUUUGGUUAAAAACAGUAUCCAAAGGAAUAUGAAAAGAAGAAAUGAGAAACGUGUAGGCGCCGGGUGGGAGAAAUCGCCUUCGUUUACCAAGAUAACAAAAGAAAUGAAUCAAUAACAUUGGCAAGCAAAUAAUCGUUAUAUGUAUCUUUCGAAAAUCGAUGGAAAAGGUUAUAUAUGUUUGGAAAAUCAAGCUUUCACGACCGUGAACCUUCGACAAUGAUUCAUGCAGACUCCGUGUCAUUUCUUAUCUCCGCUGAUGAUCGAAUUCAGAAGUAUUCGUAGAUGUUUGGCUCUCCCUGGAAAAAUCCAUCGGUAAAUUCUCAAUAUAAAUGGCAUAUAAAGAAUGAGUGCUCUGAUAUGGCAUAGGAUCUAUAAUCACGAUUUCGGCUUGUAACAAGUUCAACUCUAAAAGGUUUGUUUGGAGUAUUCUGGAUGCGCUUCUCACUUUCUGUCUCACGCGCGUCUUGUGAUAUGCAAAUCAGCUGAGAAAUGGUAUCUAAUGCGCAUGUGCAUCAGCUGACUGUGUCCCUUUUAGAAAUGACACACUAAACAAAACUGUAUUUAUAUCCUGUAGGGUAUAAUUCAUCUGAAACUUGUCCUCCAAUCAACAUCGGAAUCUACGGAGAAGCCUCGUCUCUGACAUGCGCAGGUGAUUCUAAUUAAAAACGUUCUUCACUUUGAAUUUUUUUCGUUACUUCUUCAUGUUUUACCUACGUAAAGUAGUAUAAAUGUGGUCUUAUAAACAAAAUUAAAGCGCGGAAUGUAAUUAACCAUAUUUUGGCUGAAACUUGGCUUUAGUCGGGACACUUUCUCGAGUUUCAAAAUCUGACUUUUCCCGACAAUGUUUUGUCCAAGAAUUCCGCGCCGAUACAAAACUUCACGAGCUGGUACUGCGAAGGGGUAAACUUGGUACACUGUAAUGUCUUAUGUAUUGAGUGGAAUUCUAAAAGAGCGCUUUUAUAAAAUGAUAUAAGGCGUUAAUUUCAGGGAUGACAGAUUUUGCUCAUUUAAACGAUUAUAUCUUGCUGGCAAACUUUAAAUUGAAAAAUCUGCUCAAUACAUAAUACACUGCAGGUUUUGACCGAUCAUUUAUUAAUAAAAGUAGAAAUGCGUGUAUCGCAGAACCGCGCAAAGCUCGGGGGGGGGGAGGCCCAUAAUGUCAGGGAUGGAAGGGGAGAGAAUUGAGGUGAAUUGUGUAGCUCGGGAGGGAGGGUUUCAGCACUGGCUCUGUAAAUAUUGGAAGGUGAGAUUUAGUUAAUCUCUUUUGGUUGGAGUAAAUUUGAACCCAGUGCUCUUUUAUUAAAAAAAAUUUUCUGAGAUUUAAAUGGGGUUGGUGUUGUUAAGGAAGGGUAGCCAAAGUUUCAUAGGUCCCGUGUUCACUCCAUCUGACCCUCCUACACAUGUAAUUGUAGUAAAAAAAAAUGGGUGUGAUAGUCAAUAACUGCAGGCGAAGAUGAAGCUAACCCAUGCUAUCUUUAAUGUGUAGUAUUAUUCAUUCAAAAUAUUUCCCGAUUCUGACUGGCUAAAAGCACACGUUUAAUUCACCAUAACCAGUUACUGAAGACCAAAUUUGGAAGAAAUUUGACUUUAACGAGGAAAUGACGUCAAAAAUGCGGCGUUCUCGCGGGUUAAGGCACCGUUAACCGAGAAGUCCUGGGGAUGAGGUUGAGUUGUUUUGGUUGUGAACUUGAAAAAAUGGCGGACAUUUCACUCGUCUCAAGAGUAAGAACUAGGCGAAAAAAUAGCUAAAAACAUGGCAAGAAUAGCAAGAAGACAACUCGAAGGGCGACAUCUGCUAUUUGGAGAAUAUUUGCGGAGCUGGACAAACCUAAACGUACACUAUCGAAGGUGAACUAAACAUCGAUGGAUCGAUGGAGGUAAGCAUAUUUUAGCUAUGUUUUUAAACUAGGAAUUAUUUUGAAUGAAUAAUAAAACAGUUAUUGAAUUCGACUUUCGUAUCAUAUGAAGAAUUAUGGAGAUCUCGGAGGGUGUUAUCCGCCUCGGCCUACGGCCUCGACGGAUAACACCCUCCUCGAUCUCCAUAAUUCUUCAUGAGAUACUCAGCCUCAUUCAUUAACUGUUAAAUAAUAAUUACUUGUGAAGUGUGUCAUUAGUACUAAGUGAUGAAAUGAUAGGAGAUAAUACUGAAGUGAAAAUAACAAGUGCAUGCUGGUAAUUGGAGAAAAAAAUAUUAAUUUGUUAAGUAAACUACAGCAAGAGAGUGUUUGCAUCACAGCAAUCCUCUCCACCAAUUUAUUACAGGAAUUUAUCGUUAAUGUUAAGUGCAGAAUGGUUGGUCUUAUAGGAAAACCCUAUCUCUGCUUGUCGCUGAAUUUCUUGAAACAAUAUUCGGCCAAUGGAACAUGAUUAACUUCGGGGAAUAUGCAGGAAUAUGUCACCUCCCUCUGACUUCUUUGAAACAGUUAAAUUUUCCCUGACUUGCUAAAUUGUCCGUUACAGGGGAAAGAAUUAAUUUUCCUGGCAUGGUAACACAUGUCACACACUAAUAUUGCGAGGAGAUCUGAAAUACAGAUGUUCUUUUCGAAUAUUAAAAAUACGAUCAAAAAUAGGAGGCCAACAAUAACAAAUUUUUGUUAUGCUUGACGUAAAAGACACAGCUGUGUUUAUGUAUAAGGCUGCUUGCUAUACAUAGAUAAUAUAUUUUACUUGGGAUGGUUUUGGGGAAGUAAAUGUAAUGAAAAUUUGUUCAGGAAGGAUAUUGUUUACAAAUGUAACGCUUCCGCACGUGUCACACAUAACUGUUCUUUAUAUAAUAAAGCUUUCUGCCAAAUCCAUCGUUGCUCAUGAUGUAAAGGCUGAUCGGAUGUCUUCAGUCCGUUACAAAGAUAUUCUUGACGUGCAUUGUAGAGAUCGUCCAACUCUUGCUGCUUAUUGCUGCAUCGAAGAAAAUAAUUUUGACUUUUAACUUCAAUCAUUGCCUAAUCUUCACGUCGCUUUUUGAACGUCGGCAGUCGGUGUUCCCUCACUUAAUCGGUUUCGUUUACAAUGUCGUUGUAGUAUUUUGUCGCUGCCUCUGUACAUGUUUGUGGUCGCUGUGUUGACGACGUUGCCUUCGCUGUGCUAAGUGAUGUUCUCUGUACUUCGCGGUUGUCUUCUUGGAUCCGCUUGCCGAUGAAUGUAAGUCGACGUUCGCCAGAGGAGUUUGGGUGGAAAAUUUUAGCCGGCGAUGAAUUACAGCCACUUGUUGUGCUUCCUCAUGUGUCAUUUGUAUGGGAAAUUGCUCGUGAUUCACCGAUCGUAAAUAUUAUCCACAGACGAUGAAUAAAAAUAUCAGCCUUUCAUGAAUAAAACAAAAAACGUGUGCCGUGGUCAUCGGCGGCAAAGUCUAUGUUGCCUGGAAACGCAAAAUGCUCCAUGACGUAACGCUACAUGACGUCGAUGGCGGACACCUUGCAGACACGAAGCAUUAACCUCGUUCCCAAUGUUCUCUUCUACCCGCCCUACGGAGCGAGAGAGAGAGAGGAACAUGCUCAUCAUUUCAUCCUCUGUAAUAGAGUAAUAAAGUGAUGACGUCAUAAAAAUUAAGUUAUGGGAUUUGUCAGGAUAUUCUGAAAGAACAAUGUCCAAGAAAACCAAGAACGAGAAGUCCAAAGACUACUGCAAAGCUGAUUUAAAACAAGAUAUUGUUUUUUAUAACAAUAUUUCGGCUGACUGACCAUACCAGCCUUCUUCAGGUUUACAAAAACCUGAAGAAAGCUGGUAUGGCCAGCCGAAAUAUUGUUUUAAAAAACAAUACACGUUGUUUUAAAUCAGCUUUGCAGUAGUCUUUGGACUUCUCGUUCUUGGUUCUUUAUAUUUUGGCUGAUUUGAUCUCUUUUCUAGAGAUCCAACGUUUACAACUAGCAGGAUCUUCGUCCACGGUUUUUGCAGUUAAUUUAAUGUCCUCGAGGCCUACUUGCCAAAAAUGGGAUCGACCCAAAAAAAUUUAGCAGGGUUUGUAUGGAGUUUCUAAGCAUAACUGGGUUACUAUCUCACAGACAAUUUGCCCAGAAAUGCUCAUUUUUUGCAAGUAGGCCUCUUGCACAUUGUUCUUUCAGAAUAUCCUGACAAAUCCCACGAUUUCAGAAAUUUCAUUUUUAUGACGUCACACUUUAGUACUAUAUACAGGUGCCUUCAAGCUGAAAAUAACGGUUUGGAAAUAUUAUUUUACAAUUUUAAAAAAAGAAAGUAUUUCCCAUGACUUCUCAGCACACAUGAUUUAAAUAAUUAGGUAGGUUAUUUGAAUGAUCAAAUAUUAUGUACGUAUCAAAAUAUUACAGGUAUUUCCUGUCAGGCAAUGAAUGAGAAAGGCAAUUCUUUUUUCGACAUUCAUGUGACUUUGUUUUAUCAAUAAUUCAUCCUACUUGAUUGUUGGCGUGGAGCUGUUGACAUGUUAGCUUGUAGAUUUUCAAUUUUGCAUGUUACUUUUUAAAAAUUAGGAAUUUGAGUUGAUUCAUAAUAAAAAAAAAAUGGCUCGUGUAAAAUUAUUCGUCAGUCAACUAGGGUAAUUAUUUCAGCGAAAGGUUUCAAAGAGGAUUUCUAACAAAUUGCAAAAAGAUCUCGCGGUGGGGCUGACUUGGUAGCUGCAGAUGUAAACAACUGAAGUGUUUUCUUGAAGCCUCAAGAGGCGGGCAAAACAUAGUAUGAUCACACCUGACGUUCAGAUGUGCUUCCUUUUCGAUCUGAGGUUUCUAAUGAAUUACAUCGGUCAUACUGCGAAGAAAAAAAAAAUAAACAAAUGGGAGUAUGAAUUAUCGACCAAAAUGGAAAAAAAUCAGGCAGCGUGAUAAUCAAAUUUCCGCUUAUAUUACAUUAUCGAAAAAUUUCGCAAAAGGGAGUCCGCAUGAGAAAUGUACGCGAAAAGUUCAGAUGCAAAGGACUGAAGAACUGCUUGCUAACAAAGAAAUAUUAAAGAAAUAUAAAUAAAGAAAAUAGGCCCACACACCUUAUCACCCCGCGGCCCGAAAUUAAGUCCACGUCGACUGCUUCGGACAGGCUUAUUUACUUUUGAGCUUUUCAGUGUUCGCGGAGCAGAUCGAGAGACUUCGAUGCAUCUCUUGACUCUUUCAAAGGACUGUCGAGUCUCCGUUAUGAUAUUCUUGAAAUCGCCUUUCACACGGUCUACAUACUAAACGUGGCAACAGUUCGUUCUGUGACAAGGAACCGCCAUAAGGUUCUUCCACGGAUGCGAGCAGCGCUCGAUUAUUCUUCGCAAACAAAUUCUUUGAGUGUGAGAUAUCACCUACAGAUUUACAAAGCCUACAGCAACUCAAAUUUGCGUGACUAAAAGGUGUAUAAACCUUUUUAGGCGUCUGAGUUCUCGAUAUUUUGACCUCGUGCAGCCAAAUUCAAUGGAAUGAGUUUUGUUACUGUGACACAACCCAGAGAUGUUUUUUUAAGCAUGUAGUCUUCUUGCCGGGGUAAGCUAAGUAUCGUCAAACUUCUGACCUGAUGGCCCCUCCCUCCAUUUUUUUUUUUUUGUAAUCUCCCAGGGUCUCUCGCUCUCGCUCGCUCUCCGUAGAACGGGUAGGAGAGAACCCUGGGAACGAAGUUGACCAAGCAUUUGUUCAUAGAAAGAUAAAAAUAUGGGGCAUCCAAUUUUGCACCUGGCUAAGAACACGCGCGGUUCCGCGCUACCGCGCGCGACGAGAUUAUAAACUCUCUUCGCGAGGAAUCAGAGUGCUGUCUUCCGUUCUUCUCGCAAACUUGGACACAAAAUCACGAUUUCCCAACUUGUUACGACUGUGGCUUGAAGUAUCGAUGUAAAGCGCGACAACCCUCCUAAACGUCCAUCAUUUGACAAUGUCGCCGUAAAAUUUUAUCUUAAUCGUCUCUACAACAGCCGAGAUAUAAGCGUUUUAAAAGAUGUAGCACAAGCAAAAUUUUUCCCAUAUGAAUUUAUUCAUAGAUAGGUGUCCCCCGCGACCUUAAGGAGGUUUACUGAAAGCGGGGUUUGACUGAAAAUUAAAUAAAUUUAGGCCUCUUAAGCUCACUGGAUAAAUUUAACCUGUUUUAUAUUGCUACGCAGAACGAGACUGUAACCUUCCCAAUCAAAUCAAGUUCAGGAUUCGCCGAGGUGAGUUAUGUCAGUAG